CCGACUUUACCUGGGAUACUUCACUACAACAGCACCAGUGCUAACUGUAACCACUCACCCAGCAAAAUGUCAAUCAUCCUCGCCCUUCUCGUCUGCCUGCCAAUGAUCUUUGGCCAGGAUCUGAACAACAUCGCCGACGCCUCAUUCAGGAGGUUGGACGCCAACCAUGACGGCCACAUCAGCAGAUCUGAAGUCGACAACUACUUUGAUAACUACGACCAAAACAACGAUGGCCAUGUGACCAGAGCUGAAUACGGCCACCAUGUUGACCAACUGUACCAUGACCCAGCCGUCAACAGAGUCCUCCACGGCAUCUUCAACGGUCUAGACAGCGACAAUAACAACAUCCUCAACAACGUUGACUACGCCGCCCUCUUCGCCAGCGCUGAUGCCAACAGCAACAACCAGGUCACCGAGCAGGAAUACAGAACUUAUUUCGCCACCCUCACCAACUAAGCUGGCUCAAAAACAUUUUUUUCUAAAUUCUUAUGUACUGUUAAAAAAAUAAAACAUUGUUUUAUAAUG
Messenger RNA from Physella acuta, 525 nucleotides. RefSeq lists its product as uncharacterized. The record is from RefSeq and is a predicted model, not a curated record. NCBI's taxonomy places the organism in Eukaryota, Metazoa, Mollusca, Gastropoda, Physidae. Gene Ontology annotation, molecular function: calcium ion binding.